GCCUCUCUUAAGCAUUCAUUUUCAUACCAAAUUCUCCAACAUUGCUACUCUUUGAUUUUCAUACCAAAUUCUCCAACAUUGCUACUCUUUGAUUCUCAUACCAAAUUCUCCAUUCCACUCUCUAAUCUUUGAUUUUCAUACCAAAUUCUCAAACAUUGCUACUCUUUGAUUUUCAUAUCAAACUAUCUCACAUUGCUACUCUUUGAUUUUCAUACCAAAUUCUUCAUUUCCGCUCUCUCAUAUUUCAUUUUCAUACCAAAUUCUUCAUUUCCGCUCUCUCAUAUUUCAUUUUCAUACCAAAUUCUUCAUUUUCACUCUCUCAUAUUUCAUUUUCAUACAAAAUUCUUCAUUUUCGCUCUCUCAUAUUUCAUUUUCAUACCAAAUUCUACAUUGCUUCUCUUUUAGCUUUCAUUUACAUACCAAAUUCUCCAUUUCCACCAUUUUCACACCUUUACUUCUCAGUAGCAGAGUUCAGACUUGAUAGUUGAAAAAAGGCUUAUUUCUAAACUAUACGAGCUAUGGAAUUCUUAUCUAUUUUUGUGGAAAAAGUCACAGGUUGCUUGAUUCAGCCAGUUGCGCGAGGGAUUGGGUAUUUAUAUUACUACAAGAGCAACAUCAGAUGUAUGGAUAAAGAAUCUGAGAAGCUGAAGAAUAUCAAAAGUGAGGUGCAGGAAAGAGCGGAAGUUGCCCGGAGAAACUUAAAACGCAUUUCACUCAAUGGUGAGGCUUGGUUAACUAGUGUUGAUACCACUAUUGAACAUGUGGAAGCUGUAAGUCAAGGUUCAGCUGAGGUUGAAAGGGGUUGCUUUUAUGGUUGGUGUCCAAACCUGAAGUCACGUUACUCGAUGAGCAGGAGAGCUGAGAAAAUUACACUGGAGUUGAUUCAACUUCAAAAUGAAAGCAACAGGCCUGAGGUAAUCUCCUUUGAUCAUCCAGUUCAAAGUGAGGCAAUGCCUAGUAACAGUGCUGAGGUGUUUGACUCCAGAAAAUUGAAAGAGGAAGAGGUCAUGGCAGCUUUAAAAGAUGACGGGGUCACUAUGAUUGGGAUAUGUGGUAUGGGUGGUGUUGGUAAAACAACACUGGCUGAGAAAAUCAGACAAAAAGCGAAACAGGAAAGGGGUAAUUUCAUAGAUGUCGUCAUGGUAACUGUCAGUCAACAACCAGACUUGAAAAAACUUCAGGAUGAGAUUGCAAGAGAAGUCGGGCUGACAUUACAAGGGGAUAAUUUGUGGAGUCGUGGAGAUCAGCUGCGUACAAGGUUAAUGGAUCAGAACAGCGGCACCCUUGUAAUCUUGGAUGAUGUUUGGGAGGCUCUUCAUGAUCUAGACAAACUUGGAAUUCCAAGUGGAAGCAACCACAAACAUCGGUGCAAAGUGAUAUUGACAACGCGUUACCGAAAUGUUUGUGAAGCAAUGGAAGCUCAGAAGAUCAUGGAAGUUGGAACAUUAUCUGAAGAGGAAGCAUUGUGCCUUUUCAAGAAGAAAGCUGGUGAUAUAGUUGAUGUUCCUUCUAUUCAUGACACAGCAAAAGAGGUUGCCAAAGAAUGCAAGGGGUUGCCGCUUGCAAUUAUUACAGUUGCAGGAGCACUAAAGGGUAAAGACGAGCCUUUGUGGAAGGAUGCCCUUAAGCAAUUACGUGAUGCAGAAACAAGAAAUAUCCCUGGAGUGCACACUAAGGUGUAUAAACCUCUGAGGCUAAGCUAUGAUUACUUGGAAAGUGAUGAAGCCAGGUACCUCUUUUUGCUUUGUUCUUUGUUCGAGGAAGAUAGUAGUAUUUGGACUGAAGAUUUGCUUACAUAUGGAAUGGGGCUUCGCAUCUUUUCGAAAAUUAAAAAUAUAGAAGAAGCAAGAGAUAGGAUGUGUAAUCUGUUAGAAACAUUGAAAGAUAGUUUCUUAUUAUCCCAAGGUUCAAAAAGAAAUCAUGUCAAAAUGCAUGAUGUGAUCCGUGACGUGGCUAUAAAUAUUGCGUCUGAGGGAGAUCAUAGCUUUAUGGUAAGUCAUGAUGUGAACUCAGAAGAGUUCCCAAGAAUAGAGUUAUACAAGCAGCAAUACAGUCACAUGUCAAUUGUUGCAAAGAAAUUUGAUGAGCCUUGUAGCCCAAUAGUUUGCCCAGAACUGAAGCUUCUAAUGUUGAAACUCUGUUUUGAAGAGCCAUUCAAGUUACAUGAUGAUUUUUUUGAUGGAAUGAGUAAACUCAAUGUCUUAAGCCUGAGGGGAUACAGAUAUAAGGAGUCCAUUCUGUCUUUUCCAACAUCCAUUCAGAGGUUGUCAAGUCUGAGGAUGUUGUAUCUGAAAAGAUUAAAUUUGGAUGACAUACCCAUUAUUGGCAAACUUGUCAAUUUGGAAAUUCUUUGCAUAAGAGAUUCUCAAUUAGAGGAGGUGCCAGUGGAGAUUGGAAAUUUGGCCAAUCUAAUUAUGUUAGAGUUGCACAAUGAGUAUACAACACUUAAAAGGAUUUCAGCGGGGGUGUUAUCAAAACUAGUUCGAAUGGAGGAACUUCAUAUGGUGGGAGUAGAAGAUUGUUGUUACUCCACCCUGAGGGAACUGGAAUCUUUAUCGAAAUUGACUGCACUGACAUUAAGUCAAUGUUCCGGAGAUGUGAUCUACAGGAACUUGCGCCUUCCCUCCAGGUUGACACGGUACACUCUUAGAGUGGGUGAUGCUUACACAGUGACCAGGGGUCAUUACGGAAAGAAUAUUGAUUUAGAGGUCACCGAGACCGCCCCAUUGGGUUAUUGGAUUUGCCGCCUGUUGAAGGAAUGCGAAGUUGUACAUUCAAUGGGAAAAGGCUCUAAUAACGUGUUGGCCGAGUUGCAGCUGAAUGAGCUUCAGAACGUGAAAGUUCUCGGCCUCUCUAAUUGUGAUUUAGUGACACAUUUAUUGAAGAUCUGUGGGAGGACACAUGAAGUAAUCAAGUUCCCCAAUUUAAAUGAGUUAAAGCUUCAUUCUCUGGAAUGCCUGACUCACUUUUGCAGUGACAAUGUUGAGGGCAUUGAGUUUCCUCAGUUAUGGAGAAUGAGCUUCGAGGGGUUACCUGAGUUCCAAAAUUUCGCCCCUACCACCAACAACUCCAUCAUCGACUCAAAUCCUCUUUUCGAUGAAAAGGUUUCUUGUCCCAAUCUGAAAGAGUUAUACAUCCAAAAACUUGAAAGGAUAAGUGCUCUAUGCUCUCAUCAACUUCCAACUGCCUACUUCACCAAACUUGAAUCAUUGACAGUAGUUGAAUGUGAGAAAUUGAGAAAUUCGAUGUCUCCAUCAGUGGUUAGAGGUGCUCCCAAUUUACAGACACUAUGGAUAGAAGAUUGUCAAUCAAUGGAAGAAGUGAUCACACAAGAGGAAGAACAAGGAGAAGGAAUCAUGACCUUAUUUCCCCAACUGGAAGUGUUGGUGCUUCGAUGCCUGCCUCAGUUGGGGCAUUUCUUUCUGACGGAGCAUGCUCUUGAAUUUCCAUUACUCAGAGAAGUGGUGAUUGAUGAUUGUCCUGAAAUGAAUACGUUUGUCAAACAGGGAAUAUUUAUGAGUAUUCCAAGUCUCGAAAGUGUGAACAAUGAUGAUGAGGUGAAAGCAGUUGAUCUCAAUAAAGUCAUGUUCAAUUCUAAGGUUUCUUGUCCCAGCUUGGAAAACCUAUCUAUCUAUAGAGCUGACAGCAUAAGUUCUCUAUUCUCUCACCAACUUCCAUACUUCAGCAAACUUCAAAUAUUGGAUGUAGAGAAUUGUGUAAAAUUAAGAAACUUGAUGUCUCCAUCAAUGUCCAGAUGUCUUCUGAAUCUCCGGACACUAUAUAUAGAAAAUUGUGAGUCAAUGGAAGAAGUGAUCACAGAAGAGGAACACCAAGGAGAAGAAAUGACUAAUGAGCCCUUAUUUCCACUGUUGCAAAGGCUGUAUCUUCAAAGGCUGCCUAAGCUGGGGCAUUUCUUUCUGACCAAGCAUGCUCUUAAAUUUCCAUUUCUCAUACUAUUGGAUAUUGAUGAUUGCCCUAAAAUGAAGACGUUUGUCCAACAGAGAGUAUAUAUGGGUACAGCGAGUCUCAAUAGUGUGAACAAUGAUGAUGAGGUGAAAGCAAUGUUCAAUUCUAAGGUUUCUUGUCCCAGCCUGGAAUAUCUACAGAUCUGGGAAGCUGAAAGCAUUAGUGCUCUAUGCUCUCACCAACUUCCAACUGCCUACUUCAGCAAACUUCAAACAUUGAAAGUACAGGAUUGUAGUAAAUUGAGAAACUUGAUGUCUCCAACAAUGGCCAGAGGUCUUCUGAAUCUCCAAAUGUUAUCCAUAGAAGACUGUGAAUCAAUGGAAGAAGUGAUCACAAAAGGAGAAGGAAUCAUGACCUUAUUUCCCCACUUGGAAGAGUUGAAUCUUAUCAGGCUGCCUAAGCUGGGGCAUUUCUUUCUGGCGCAGUGUACUCUUGAAUUUCUAUUUCUCAUAGAAGUGAUAAUUGAUGACUGCCCUGAAAUGAAGACGUUUGUCCAACAGGGAGUAUAUGUGGGUACAACGAGUCUCAAAAGUGUGAACAGUGAUGAUGAGGUGAAAGUAGUUGAUGUCAAUAAAGCAAUGUUCAAUUCUAAGAUUUUUUGUCCCAACCUGGAAAAGCUAUCUAUCAAUACAGCUAACAGCAUAAGUGCUCUAUGUUGUCACCAACUUCCAACUGCCUACUUCAGCAAACUUGUAAAAUUGAAAGUAAAGAGUUGUGAAAAAUUGAGAAACUUGAUGUCUCCAUCAGUGGCCAGAGGUGCUUUGAAUCUCAAAAUACUAAAGAUAGUUGAUUGUCAAUCAAUGGAAGAAGUGAUCACAAAAGAGGAACAACAAGGAGAAGGAAUCAUGACCUUAUUUCCCCGAUUGGAAAAGCUGUGGCUUGAAGGACUGCCUAAGCUGGGGCAUUUCUUUUUGACAGAGCAUGCUCUUGAAUUUCCAUUUCUCAAGGAAGUGGUUAUUGAUGACUGCCCUGUAAUGAAGACGUUUGUCCAGCAGGGAAUAUCUGUGAGUACACCGAUUCUCAAAUGUGAUGAUGAGGUGAAAGUAGAUGAUCUCAAUAAAUGGAUACAACAGAGGUUCAAUUCUCAGAAACAAUCUGAAGCUAGUGAUGACGACGAUGAAUCUGAAGCUACCAAUGGCGAUGAAUCUGAAGCUAGUGAUGAUGAUCAAUCUGAAGCUACCAAUGGCGAUGAAUCUGAAGCUAGUGAUGACGAUGAAUCUAAAGCUACCAAUGGUGAUGAAUCUGAAGCUACCGAGUCUCGAAAGGGUGAACCAUGAUUUUGGUGUGAUAACAACAAAGCCAAACCUAGUGAUGUCAG
This is a messenger RNA of Solanum stenotomum, 5284 nucleotides long. RefSeq names its product probable disease resistance protein At4g27220. Lineage: Eukaryota; Viridiplantae; Streptophyta; Magnoliopsida; Solanales; Solanaceae. Gene Ontology annotation, molecular function: ATP hydrolysis activity; ADP binding. The record is from RefSeq and is a predicted model, not a curated record. The coding region runs from base 519 to 5243 and encodes 1574 amino acids. The transcript is spliced from 7 exons.